This is a messenger RNA of Humulus lupulus (European hop), 1753 nucleotides long. Its product is annotated as S-type anion channel SLAH1-like. Gene Ontology annotation, cellular component: membrane. Gene Ontology annotation, molecular function: voltage-gated monoatomic anion channel activity. Gene Ontology annotation, biological process: intracellular monoatomic ion homeostasis; transmembrane transport. The record is from RefSeq and is a predicted model, not a curated record. The transcript is spliced from 2 exons. Bases 205 to 1395 code for a protein of 396 amino acids. Lineage: Eukaryota; Viridiplantae; Streptophyta; Magnoliopsida; Rosales; Cannabaceae.
AUGAGCACUUCUAGUACCAUAUUCCACGCACAUUUUAGUCCAAAAGGGUUAGCCAUUUCCUCUAACAUUCUUCUUCCAACUCGGCCACCUUGAUCAUUAUCACUACUCACUACGUACCCAACCACACAUAUCUUAUAUAUAUCCACCACCAUUCCCUAUAUAUAUACAUAUAUAUCUAUACCCAAACACCCAUCACCCCAAAAAAUGGAUCAAACACAUUCACAAACCCAGAUCGAGCUUGUCGUUGAAACACCUAAAGUCACCAUCGACACAGCACCAAUGCCUCAAAAUCUUCAUAAUAAUGUCAAGACGAAGAAUAAACCCAUUUUAUCGUCGAUAUUGACGAAGUUUCACGCUGGUUACUUCCGGAUAAGCAUGUCACUCUGCAGCCAAGCAUUGCUAUGGAAAAUCUUAGUGGAGCCAAACGACGACGUUCACUCCUUACGACAAGUGUUUCGCUUGGUGCCCCCGACGGCCUUUAACUUCCUAUGGUCCUUAGCUCUGUUCACGUUGGUCUUACAGUCCAUUCUCUUCAUCCUCAGAUGUUUGCUGCACUUCCAAAUGGUCAAGGCGGAGUUCCUUCACCAGGUGGGAGUCAACUACCUCUUCGCUCCGUGGAUCUCAUGGCUUCUCCUGCUUCAAUCCUCACCGUUCGUCACGCCCAAGACGCUGUACUACCAAGUGUCUUGGUGGGUUUUCGUCGUCCCGAUUGUGGUUCUCGACGUUAAGAUCUACGGCCAGUGGCUGACCAAGGGGAAGCGGUUUUUAGCGACGGUGGCUAACCCAACAAGUCAGCUGUCGGUGAUCGGGAAUAUGGUGGCGGCUCGGGCGGCGGCGAAGAUGGGAUGGAAGGAGAGUGCGAUGUGCAUGUUUUCGUUGGGUAUGGUGCAUUAUUUUGUGCUUUUUGUUACACUUUAUCAAAGAUUAAACGGCGAAAACACCCUUCCGGCGAUGCUGAGACCGGUGUUUUUCUUGUUCAUUGGAGCUCCAAGCGUGGCGAGCUUAGCUUGGUACUCCAUUAAUGACAAGUUUGAUAUUGCCUCCAAGAUGUUGUUCUUCCUCUCCCUCUUCCUUUUCAUGUCCUUGGUUGCAAGACCAGAAUUGUUCAGAAAAUCGAUGAAGAAGUUCCACGUGGCAUGGUGGGCCUACUCUUUUCCGUUGACUUUGUUGGCAUUAGCUGCAAUAAAGUAUGCAGAGGAAGUUAAGGGUGGGAUAGCACACGCAUUGAUGGUGGUUUUAUCAGCAGUGUCAGUGUUGGUUUGUGUGGUCUUAAUAGCAGUUACCGCAGUUAAUUCAAACAUUUUGUUACCCGAUACAUCACGUUCUAGUACUAGCACUAGUAGUAGUAAUAGUAAAAGUUCAAGUACAAGUAUUAGUAGAUGUGACUCAACAUAGAUAUCAAGGGUAGGAACAUUAUUAGUAACUAAUAUUAUACGUAGGAUUUUUCAGUGUAGGGUGACAAAAAGAGGAGCACUAGGGCGGACCAUUUAUUCUUGUGUUUUUGGUCCGUGCUCAUGUUUUUUGUUUUUUAUGAUUAUAUAUAGUUAUUUAGAUUAUUUUUAAAUAAUUUAGAAGGUUGAAAACAAAGUUCCAACAUGUUAUUAUUCUCCUGAUUAUUUUUGUAUAUACGCGUUGUAAAUAAAAUGCACCAUAUAAGCAGCCAUUAUAAUUUAAGAGGUGCACUGUAGAAAGACUCAUUAUACAUGUACAACGAAAUAUUAUCUUGGCGUUAGUGUGUGUGGAUAUUCUUUUC